Molecule: messenger RNA, 342 nt
Organism: Cylindrotheca closterium
Lineage: Eukaryota; Bacillariophyta; Bacillariophyceae; Bacillariales; Bacillariaceae
Source: the annotation of a GenBank genome assembly
AUGGGAGGUCAUUCCGCUUGGAGAAAACGAGUCGAAAAUGGUGAACUGGCCAUCAAAUCGGGUGGUGCCAUUGCACGGCAUCGACCACGAUGGGGACGAAAGGGAGAAGAUCUCAAGCUGAAUCGAAAAGGAAACAUUGCAGGUGGGAAUCCCAAAAAGAUGAUGAAGAAGAAGAAGAAGAAAAAGAAUUAUGGCAAACACAUCGACCAUCAAGAAGAAAUUGAAAAGGAAUUACCAGAGACUAGCCCAAUGAGGAUUCUAAUCAUUGCUGGUGUCACCAUUGUCUCCCUAUCAUUUUUCGCAAUGUUAAGGUAUUUGUUCCAGCUCUUAUGGUUACCAUAA